CAACAGAAAUAGGUUGGAGGUUCCCUGGUGGGCCACGUGCAAGAGGGAUGACAGAGGUGCAAGGCUGGUGUAUUUUGGAACUGCUCUUUCCGACUGUAUUCCUGUCUCAGAGAAGGGUGAACGGGCAGAGACAGACCCUGGUUUCUGGCACAGAAAGCUUUUGGAAGAUGGCUGAUGAUUCUAAUGAAAAUCCAGUGGAGGAACCAGCAGAAGGCAAUAUAGAAGGAAAUGAAGCUUCAGAAAAAACUCCACAAGAUGAACAAGGUACUCAGGAAACUGAAAUACCCAAGCAGGUCACUGAAAUGCCAGCUGACAUGCUAGCGGGUGAGGCAGAAUCCACAGACAAUAUGGAAAUGGAGCCCCAGCUCCCAGCAGACAAGUUAUCAGUGGAUGUUGCCACUCCUGAGAGACAAGAGAACGAACUGAGUCUCACAGUAAGUUCACAUGAAACUGUGACUGAUCUCACUGAAGGUCCAUCAGAGGCAAGAGAAGAAACUUCAGUAGUAUCAGAAAUAUUAGAAGAUAUUGGACAAGAUGAACAGCAAGUGCCCACAGAGCCGCAAUGGGAGAGCAAAGCUCCUGCUAGACUAUCAAGCUCCACAAAUCUCAAACAAGGAAUGCAGCAAAUAGGCCAAGAAGCACAAGAAAGUGACCGGAAAAAUCUGAGGGACAAAGACGAAGAGAACUCAGCAGAUCAGGAAAUCCUGAGCAUAGAAGCAGGUGCUGAAAUGAGCUGUGAAGAAACAGAAUCCCUAGAAGCACCCAUCACUGCCAGCUCUACUCUUGCCGAGGAGUCGUCGCUUGUGUUCUCAGCCACCCCUGGUUUGUUGUUCGAAGAGAACGAGCACAUCAAAACACAUCCAAUUAGUUUGUCUUGGGCAUUUGGUUACAAUAGCAGCCUCCCUGUUUACAGCCUGCUUGAUGAAGAACAAAGGGUGAUUCUAUAUGUUUCCUCUCACUCUGCUGUGAUCCACGAUGUACACGGAAACAGGCAAUAUCAUCUACAGGGUCACUCUAAUUCUAUUUCUUGUCUGUGUAUAAGCGAAGAUAGACGAUGGGUUGCAACAGCUGAUCAAGGACCUGAUAAUCUAAUCAUUGUGUGGGAUGCCUUCUCAGGCAUUCCUGUGCAUACAAUAUUUGGUAGUCAUCCAGAGGAUGGUGUUGGUGCUAUUGCUAUUUCCCAAGAUGCUAAAUAUUUGGUAACAGUUGGUGCCAGCAAAAUACAGAGAGUUUGCAUUUGGAAGUGGACGUCACCUGAAGACAAACCUAUGUUUAGUAUAGAAUUGCCUCCUGCAUUUGGUUAUCAGAGCUACAUUGUUUUUAAUCCAAAAAAUCAUAAGGAACUAGUCAGUAACAGUAAAACUCAAGUGCUGUUUUAUAUGUGGGAUACUAGCGGUUUGCAUUAUAGCGCUCCUCCUUUAACAGACAGAACUUUCGACAAGACAGUGGGACUCUUUAGUCAGUCAGUUUUUCAUUUUAGCAAUUUGCAAGCACUCACAGCCACAUCUGGAGGAAAGCUGGUGGUGUGGGACAUAGUCUGCUCACCGUCCAGGCCUGCCAGUUUGUGUGUAAAGCCACAUAAUAUGAAGGCUAUUAAGUUGAUGUAUGUGCAGAAAGAUGCCCUCACUGUGCUUACUGCGUCCGACAGCUAUUUUGUAACUUGUGAUGUCAAAGGUCACGUUAAAUUCUAUGAUGGCCAGCUGCAGCUUGUGAACUGGUACAGUCACUUUAAACUGGGGCCCAUCCAAUCCAUUUCCUUCUCAAAAAGCCCUCCCAGACCUUCCAGCAACAACUCAAACUACUCCAGUUCAUGCACUAUAAAUAGUCAACCGUUUAUCAUCAGGAAUUUUAUUCUCUCAACGCGGGAUGCAACAGUGCUUCACUUUACAGCAAAGGGGUCAAAACUGGACAAAUUAAUGGAGGAGGCCAAAGAAGCUGUUAAUGCCAUUGCUUGCCACCCUAGCCAGCCUCUCAUUGCCAUAGGAAGUCAUUGUGGGCUGCUAAAGGUGUGGGACUAUAUGCAGACAAAGUACCUCUAUAGCCGAAUCUUUAUGGAGGCCAGUAUCCAGUGCCUCGCCUAUGACCCUAAAGGUACUUUUCUGGUGGCUGGUUUUAGUGAUGGAAGCGUUUACAUCCUUGAUUCUAUUUCAUUGGAAGAUGAUUGUAAAGAGUUCAAGUAUUCAAGAGGCCCAGUAACUCAUAUAAGCUUCUCUCAUGAUUCCCAGUAUUUUGCAACUGCUGAUGAAAAAUAUUCAGUGACUGUUUACAGAAGAAUUCUGAAAAAUGGAGAGAGAACCUGGGAACAUCUCGCAGGGGUUCACUCGCAUUAUAAAGCAAUUCGAAAUAUAAUAUUUGGCGUUGAUUUAGACAGUGAUCAACCAAGACUCUUAAGCCUUGGGGAGGACAGGUUGUUGGUGGAGUAUGAUCUAGGCAGCAGCAGUAAAGAUAACCUGGCAAUUCUGCGAAGAGACCGCAUUGAACAGAGUGCAGUCCCAUUGUGUUUGGCCUGGUACCCUCCCUUCACUCCAGAAGCUUUUAUUCUCACAGCCAAUAAUAAGUACAAAAUGAAGCUUUAUAAUGCUACAACUAAAAUGUGCAGAAAGUCACUUCUGGGACCAACCUAUGGGUCACCUCUUGAGAAGAUACAAAUCCUUCCAGCAGCAAACAGUCAGGAUCCACAAAAAAGAUAUCUGGCCUAUAUUACAAAAGAUAAGGUUGGCCUGCAGAUUUUGCCCAUUGAUGGUAACCCCCACAAGUCCUUGGCUUUCAUUUGCCAUCCAGGAGGAGUCUCCAACCUUGCUAGUUCCUAUGAUGGAUGUCAUGUCUUUACAGCAGGGGGUAAUGACCGCAUCGUGAUGAAAUGGGAACUUAAUAUAAAUGCUUUGGAGGCUACUGUUUCUCUGGGUGGUGAGGAUUUGAUCCCAUUCUACAACCUUUUGGAUGGUGGCAGAGAUGGUGAAUUCUUCAGGGAACUGGAGGAUUAUUUUUACUAUGCACAGCUGCGCAGUCAGGGUAUUGAUGCAAUGGAAACCAGACAGGUGUCAACACAUAUUCCCUUGGAAGAAGUUCCAUUUGUAAUGAGAGCAAUGGGGUUUUAUCCAUCAGAGGAAAAGAUUGAGGACAUGAUAAAUGAAGUCAAAUUUAGUGAGUAUGUGGACACUGGAAAACAGGUUACAAAUAUCAACUUAGGAGAUUUUAUCAAACUUUACAUAAAUCAUCGACCAGCAUUUGGCCUGUCAAUGAAAGAAAUACAAAAUGCCUUCCAAGUUCUUGGUUACAGUAGCAAGAAUGGAGAAAUUGUUAUCAACAGAGGAGACCUACUGGAACAACUUCAGUGCAGAGGAGAGCAUAUGACAGAGGAGGAGCUGGCAGAAUGUCUUACUACUCUGUUGGGCAGGAAUCCAGAGGGUGAGAUAUCUGAGCAGGGCACCUAUGAUCCCUCAGGUGCAGCAGCUUUGAUUGAAGAAGAAAUUCCAGAGGAAAUCACAGCAGAGAUAUUUACUGCUGAUAUUCUUGGCUUACCUAUUCCUGAACCAGACAACACCGAGACAGGAAAAAAUUAUGAACUCCCAAAUAGAAUAGGGUCAGCAGAGUCCUAAUUGUCACAACAUAUGUAGUUUUCUACCCAGACAUGCAUUUUCUGUAAUGGUUUUUUCUCCUCGAACACCUGAAAAACUAUAUUUUUAUAUAUUAUGAAAUAAAGUGAAUUAAAUAUU
Pelodiscus sinensis (Chinese soft-shelled turtle) is the source of this 3716-nucleotide messenger RNA. The record is from RefSeq and is a predicted model, not a curated record. NCBI's taxonomy places the organism in Eukaryota, Metazoa, Chordata, Testudines, Trionychidae.